AUGGGCAACAUCUCUCCGACUACCACCGCUGCUGGGUCCGGGUGGGUUAAGAAUGAGAUUGAUGAUGAAUCGUGCCAUGUGGAUGAACCUGGAUCGGGUUAUGAGAAAUAUGAUAAACCCAAAACCCGGAAAAUUACGAAGAAACGUUUUCGGAUCAAACCUAAGGAAAAGAGAAAAUGA
Molecule: messenger RNA, 180 nt
Organism: Arabis nemorensis
Lineage: Eukaryota; Viridiplantae; Streptophyta; Magnoliopsida; Brassicales; Brassicaceae
Source: the annotation of a GenBank genome assembly